GCCACACUUUUUCCUACCCACCAAAAUAAUGUCUCAAAGUCCCCCAAUUAUCUUACAGUAAUCUCUCCCUAUAACCAUAAAAAAAGCAAUGGUGUAGAUGUUAGCCGGCGGGGACAACGACAGUUCGCUCUGUCGGCCGGAGCUGAGCAAAUCCGAACCGACACCUCGAGUCCUGACCAUGCUAUCCUUCGUGAUGGAGAAGCUGGUGGCACGCAACGACCAGCUAAGUCAGCAGGUGGAACCACAGCAGGAUGAGGUGGUGGGGAUGAUGAGGUGGGGGGGCUCGGUUCGGUUUGGGAAGAGCUUGAAUGCUUUUCAUGGAGUGAGAGCACCGAAUAUAAGCAUAGGGAAGUACUUGGAGAGGAUAUACAAGUACACGAAUUGUAGUCCAUCGUGUUUCGUGGUUGGGUAUGUGUAUAUAGACAGGUUGGUGCAUAGACACCCUGACUCACUCGUCUUCUCACUCAAUGUUCAUAGGUUGCUCGUCACUAGCGUCAUGGUUGCCUCCAAGAUCCUUGACGAUGUGCAUUACAACAAUGCAUUCUAUGCUCGAGUUGGGGGAGUAAACAAGGUUGAAUUGAACAAGCUUGAAUUGGAGCUGCUUUUCUUGUUGGAUUUUGGAGUUACAGUCAGCUCUCGGGUUUUCGAGAGCUAUUGCCUGCAUUUAGAGAAGGAGAUGCUGUGGAAUGGCCUAGGCCAGAAGGUCGAAAGGCCGCUAACCACUAAUGGUGUUGUCGGAGAUGAGACUUACAUAUUGGUGGAAGAUGCACAGAGUUCUUCACCCCCUCCUCCAAUGGCAGAAUGACUUGGUUUUUGCUUCAUCUUUUUCUUCUUCUUUUUUUUUUGAAUUAUUGUUCUUGUAAUGUUAUUAAUUAUGGCUUUUCUACAUUUUUAUUUGUUACAUA
Messenger RNA from Camellia sinensis, 905 nucleotides. RefSeq names its product cyclin p2;1 (gene CYCP2;1). Gene Ontology annotation, biological process: regulation of cyclin-dependent protein serine/threonine kinase activity. NCBI's taxonomy places the organism in Eukaryota, Viridiplantae, Streptophyta, Magnoliopsida, Ericales, Theaceae. Gene Ontology annotation, molecular function: protein kinase binding. The record is from RefSeq and is a predicted model, not a curated record.